This is a messenger RNA of Schistocerca americana (American grasshopper), 800 nucleotides long. RefSeq lists its product as uncharacterized. Lineage: Eukaryota; Metazoa; Arthropoda; Insecta; Orthoptera; Acrididae. The coding region runs from base 1 to 561 and encodes 186 amino acids. The record is from RefSeq and is a predicted model, not a curated record. The transcript is spliced from 4 exons.
AUGAAUCUCGGAGGCAUUGACUACUUCUGCCGCAGGAAGCUGAAAUAUAUUGACGAAUAUAUCAUCUAUUCCAACAAGAAACUGAAGCGGCUGGUCCUGAAUGACAACCCAGAACUCCAGCUGGUUCCUAUUCGUAGUGAGUCGUUGACAGACCUCUACCUGCAGAACUCUGGACUCAGCAGCUUCGACCCACAACUGCUGCAGCAUCUUCCGGAUAGGGGAAAUCUGUAUAUCACCGCCAGGGACAAACUGCACUGUUCUCAGGAAACUAAGAACAUCCGCAUCCACUACCCAGGUUUCAAAGCGUACUGCAACGCCAAAACAAACGCCACUGAAAACAGCACUACCACCACCACUGAAAACAAAGCACCCUCAAAUGCCAACUCUUCUACAAUCUUGUACAUAUUACUUGCUGUAGUACUUGUCGCAAUUCCGGCAGUUAUAUUUGUAGUUAAACGGCGGACUACCUACAACCGACUGGACCUGGGAACCGAAGAAGCAGGAGGUGGAAUGCGGCCAGCCGUCAUCGGUGUUCGGUGGCGGGUUACGGAUAAUGUAUAGUGCGUGAUGGCGGGUACUGCUGUAUGCUGUUAAUGAAAUGUGGGCUGUUGCGACCCUUGGUCUGCCUCCUGUGGUGGUUUUAGAAUACUGUAUUGUACAUGGUGAUGGGUAUUUCAUACUAUUUAUGAAAUGCAAAUAAAGGUAAAAAAUGGAUAAACCUGGCGACGACCUUCGAAUAGCGUGGUGCAUUCUAUAUACUGUUUAUGUAACACACAUAAAGAUUAAAGAAUCUGACUUAA